GCUCUUUGCCACAGGUUGGUUGGAAAGCAUGCCUGAGUGCUUUUAGUUGUACUAAUCAGGGAAAAAUACUGGACAAGACAUUUUGUGUGAAAAUGGAAAGCUGUCCAGAUUUCAAUGCAAGCACAACUCAUUACAAGCCAUGUCGUGCCACACCCGGACCAACAGGUCUUCCCUCAGGUUCCUCAGGUUCCACAGAAGCUGAACCAGGGAAAAAGCCUUCAACAGGUCUUCCCUCAGGUUCCUCAGGUUCCACAGGUCCUCACUCUGAACCAGGGAAAAAACCUUCAAUGGGUCCUCACUUUGAACCAGAGAAAAGACCUACAACAGAAGCUCCAGAGCCUGGAAGUUUGGAUGCUCAUAAGGGAGGAAAACACAAAGAUGAUUCAUCUUUGUCUACUGCAGCCAUCAUUGGCAUCUGUGCAGCUGGACUUAUAGCCACCCUUGUGCUGAUUGGUACAGUUGUUUACUGGAAGAAGUAUCACCACCGUUCACGCCUGCGUGCUGCUUACUACAAUGAUAUCUCCAUGCACGACCCUCUGUAUGAAGACUUUGGCCCUGAAGUUGCAUAAUAGAGAACAAGCAUUGCUUUGCCAUGUGAUAUUGACACAAUUAUUGUCAGCAUGGAUGUUUUAAUGCCAUCUACAAUCUUCAACAAAAUCUACGAGGCAACCUUCCUUUUUGACAUGAAAAACAGCCAUUCCAUAUAUUAUUUUCAUCUCCCCCCCCCCCUCCUUGUUAUAAAGUUGAUUCUUUUGUAGGCACAGUACUUAAUGUGCUUACAUCCUUAUAGUGAUCAGGGCUGGAGGGAUGGGGGCAGGAUUUGUUAAAAAAAAGUGAAUACAGUGGUUCAGUAGACUGUACUUUGUUUCAUAAAUGACACUUUGGGGCCAAUUUUUUUUGUGGAAGAUUGUAGGAGGCAUUGAAUGCUGCUUUUCUAUUUUCUUUAUCUUUUCCUUUUUAUUGUUGUUUAUUAAGGCAAAGGUUAUUUUCUGGGCCUUUUUGGAUAUGAUUGUUGAAUAUUGUGAAGUGUGUUUUUAUUUAUCUAUUUCUUAAUCUUUGUUUUUGGUCCUCUUUUUGCUAUCUAGUUAUCACACCAUCUGGCACACACAGGGUCUUGAAUUAUAGCCUACUAUGAUAAUUGUUUUUCAACAACAAAGUACAGAUUUUACUCCUUGAAAUGCUUUAGCCCUUUAACUGCCAUGAUCUGAUUGUCAAUUCUCCCCUCUAGCUGUUACACAUAUCCAUGUAAGUUAGUCACAGGAGUUUGGUGUUAGAUCAAGAUAACAAAUUAUACCAGAUAAGUCUAAGUAUUCUCAUUACAUGUUUGUUGGAGGCUGUAUGGAUUUUAUAGGGAGAAGUUACAAGUAAAUCACUAGUAGGAGUUAACAGGGUUAAGGCUUGACUUGCAAAGCAAGGCUGAGAAAAUCUGAAACUCAGCUGCCAGCUAAAGCUUUUUCUGAUAAAGCUGGCUAUAUAUAAAUAUAAAAUCUUGAAUUUGUUAAAUUUCACUAAAAUAUCAUAAGGGUAUGUAAUACUUUGUAUAGCAACUGCACAUUAUAUAGUUCAUAGUCUUAACGGAUUGUUAUAAGAUCUCCAUGGGAGGAAGGACUGACUUUCCAUUGUGUGCAGAAGCUUCUGAGGGUUGAUAGGUGGUUUGCACGUUACGUCAUCGCCGCCAUGUUGGUGGACGUAAACAGUGGAUAUCUCAUUAGCUUAUUUUGUUCGUCCGCCAGCAUUUGUUCCUUUCACCAUUGUUACCUGUGUCUCUAGAGAUUGGUCGCAAACCACCUAUAGGAUAGUUUUGAACAUUUCGGCUGCGCUCUGUUGGUGCAAAGGAGAGGUUUGCCUGAUUAGUGAUACUGGAUUUGGUCCUGCAAGUGAUCUUCGCACCUAUCCCAAACAUUAACCUUAACUUGUUAUCAGUUGACUGUUCCAGGGCCAGGGAGGGGGUGGGUGUGGAGUUGCUCAGCUACGGACUUUGAUCCGUCUCUGUUAUUUUGAACACUUCUUCCGCAAAGCUGCAAAGCAUAAUGGAUAGUUUGAUGGUAAAAGCAUUUAGAAUGAAAGAAGUUGUGCGACUUUCUUUGAUCUUAGAUAGUGACGGAAUAAUGUGAUGAAAUAGCGUAGCUCGAGGAGAUUAUUGGUAGAAGCUUAUCACGAGUGUCUAAGUAAUGCGUUUUCACUUUCUUUCUUUUAUGCAGUAGCUAUUUAUGGUACCUGUAGUAAACCGUAAAGGUAAAUUUGUACAUAACUUUCGUUUAAAAACGGGUCCAGAAGCUCACUUAAGCGACGAACGGGUGAAACCCAUCGAAUCCAUCCAUGUUUUUAAUGUUAAAUUUUUGGAAAUCAAUAAACGUAGCCAUGAUAAGAAUUA
Stylophora pistillata is the source of this 2374-nucleotide messenger RNA. RefSeq lists its product as uncharacterized. NCBI's taxonomy places the organism in Eukaryota, Metazoa, Cnidaria, Anthozoa, Scleractinia, Pocilloporidae. The record is from RefSeq and is a predicted model, not a curated record.